Messenger RNA from Lodderomyces jiufengensis, 1188 nucleotides. RefSeq lists its product as uncharacterized. Bases 1 to 1188 code for a protein of 395 amino acids. Gene Ontology annotation, molecular function: iron ion binding; trimethyllysine dioxygenase activity. Gene Ontology annotation, biological process: carnitine biosynthetic process. Gene Ontology annotation, cellular component: mitochondrion. The record is from RefSeq and is a predicted model, not a curated record. NCBI's taxonomy places the organism in Eukaryota, Fungi, Ascomycota, Pichiomycetes, Serinales, Debaryomycetaceae. The transcript has a single exon.
AUGUCAAUUGAACAAAUAACACCAGUGGACAACACCAUUGAAAUUAGAUGGUCAGAUGGCCAAAAAUCAAAAUAUCAUAAUAUUUGGUUGAGAGAUAAUUGUCAUUGUUCAUCAUGUUAUUACCCAUUGACUAAACAAAGAUUAUUAAAUUCUUCAACAAUUGAUUUAAAUAUUAAGACUAAAUCUAUCACACCCAAAAAUGAUGAAAUUGAGAUAGUAUGGGAUAAUGAUCACACAUCAAUUUAUGAUACAGAUUGGUUAAGAAUACAUUCAUAUAAUCCUAAAUUAGUACCUAUUGAAGAUAAAUUAAAAAAUGCAAAAGAAAUAUUAAAACAAGAAUUGUGGCAAGUUAAAGAUAUUGAAAAUAAUUUACCACAAGUUGAUUAUAAUACAGUAAUGCAAUCAUCAGAUGAAACAGAUCAAGAAGAAGCAAUAAAAGAUUGGAGUUUAAAAAUUUGGAAAUAUGGAUUUUGUUUAAUUAAUAAUGUACCUAUAAAUCCAAAAGAUACUGAAAAAUUAUGUGAAAAAUUAAAUUAUAUAAGACCAACUCAUUAUGGAGGAUUUUGGGAUUUUACAUCAGAUUUAUCUAAAGCAGAUACAGCAUAUACAAAUUUUGAUAUAAGUAAUCAUACUGAUGGAACUUAUUGGUCGAAUUCUCCAGGUUUACAAUUAUUUCAUUUAUUAUAUCAUGAUGGUAAAGGUGGUACAACUUCUUUAGUUGAUGCUUUUAAAUGUGCUGAAAUUUUUAAAAAAAAUCAUCCAGAAAGUUAUGAAAUAUUUACUAACAUACCAGUACCUGCUCAUUCAGCUGGUGAACCAAAAGUUUGUAUACAACCAGAUAUUCCACAACCGAUUUUUAAAUUAGAUCAUCACGGGAAAUUGAUACAAGUAAGAUGGAAUCAAAGUGAUAGAUCAACUAUGGAUUAUUGGGAACAACCAGAAGAUGUUUUAAAAUUUUAUCAAGCUAUAAAAGAUUGGUGUUCAAUUAUAACUUCAUCAGAAAAUGAAUUAUGGCAUCAAAUGAAACCUGGACAAUGUUUAAUUUUUGAUAAUUGGAGAGUUUUCCAUUCAAGAAGUGAAUUUACUGGUGAGAGAAGAUUAUGUGGUGCAUAUUUAGAAAGAGAUGAUUUUGUAUCAAGAUUGAAACUUUUAACAUUAGGUAGAGAUGUUGUAUUAGAUAGUAUUUAA